Linum trigynum is the source of this 1464-nucleotide messenger RNA. The record is from the annotation of a GenBank genome assembly. Lineage: Eukaryota; Viridiplantae; Streptophyta; Magnoliopsida; Malpighiales; Linaceae.
AUGUCGACGCCGUCGUCGUCGCGGUUCAUCCUGAGCCGACAAGAUACUGGCCGCGCCUCCGCCGUCCCUAUCCGUCCGGCUCCUCCGAAGGUUGGCGGUGUGUUCUACCCGAUCGGGUACGGGGCGGAUCCCACCGGCCACAACGACAGCGCCGACGCGAUACAGAAGGCGCUGAACGACGCUUUCGAGCAGCUGAGCGAGCCGAACAAGGAGCUGAUGCCCGGAGUUAAGGACUUGGGAGGGGCGGUGAUCGACCUCCAAGGUGGAAAGUACAAGAUCAGCAAGCCCAUCACCUUCCCGCCUUCCGGCGGUGGCGACCUUCUGAUAAAAGAAGGGAGUUUCAGAGCGGCGGAAGGGUUCCCAUCGGAUCGUUUCCUGGUGGAGUUACUGUUCCCGCAAUCGGAGGUCCUGAUAAACAAAACGACCAACGUGUCCGCGUUGCAGGGCACCACGAUCUUCUACGAGGACAUAACGUUCCGGGACCUCCUGUUCGACUCCGGCCACAGCGGCGGCGGCCUGCUAGUGGUGGACGCCGCCCGGACCCGGAUCGUCAACUCCUACUUCUUCAACUUCACGACGCAGGGGAUCCUGAUCCAGGGCGGCCACGAGACAUUCAUUCAGACCUGCUUCGUUGGUCAGGUUCCCACCGUGGGGCGUGACAAGAACGAGCGGCACUACUCCGGCACCGGGAUCGACCUCGCGAGCAACGACAACGUCAUCACCGACACGGUCAUCUUCUCGGCACAAAUCGGACUCCUGAUUCGGGGCCAAGCCAACAUCAUCACGGGGCUCCACACCUACAACAAGUCAUGGCUGUUUGGCGGGAUCGGGGUGCUGAUGAAGCUCGACGCCGCCUACAACCGGAUCAUGGACUGCUUCUUCGACUACAACCAGGUUGUGCUCGAGGACCCUUACUUCGUCCAGGUCAUGGGGAACUUCUUCUUCGGGCAUGCCAACGUGAUGCUCAAGUCGGUGAAGGGUGGCACCACAGGGCUAACCGUGGUCAAAAACUUCUUCGUCGGGUUUGCCGGGGCGCCCAUGAUAGAGCUUCAGGGGAAGUUCACGCUGGUGCACGACGUGCUGGUGGAUCAGAAUCAGGGGAAGUUCUUGAACGUCCAGUCGACGUCCGCGAAGGUGACGGUGGCCGGGAAAGGGAAGAAGUGGGUUGCGGAUUUCAGUAAGAAGCUGGUUUUCCCCAACAAGAUCGACCAUUUUCAGUACUCGUUUGCGGUGAAGCAGCAGCCGACGAGGCCCGCCGUUGCCGGCAGUGGCGGCGUGUGGGGUGGGCCGAGGUUUCCGAUCCAUGCGGCGACGAACGUGUCGGGGAAUGUGGUGGUCGUGGAGAGCGAGGAUGAGGUGGACGCCGUCGUUUCGGUGAUGGUUGAUCAGGUUAAUCCGGUUGGAGAGGAGACUUUUGUGUUCGGCCGCAACGGCGAAGGCUAUAACGUCGGCCUGCAUAAGUGA